GCACAACAUGACAAGCUGCGCAGCUGCCCUGAAAAUAGCAUUUGUAAGUAAUAUUUUAUUUUAAGGGACGUUAGAUUGAAGUAGGUGAACAUGUUAACGUCCGUCGCCUGUCUGUGCGUGCGAAACGGGAGGAAAGUAUCGGUCCCUGUAGCGAAAGUGUGCUUCUUUUCAACGAGUAAGAACUCGACCGGGACCCUCAAUCUGACCGGGGCACGAGAUGUGUCACGACACUGGUCCUCCGGUCUCGUCCUCACACAGACUCCCUGGCAGCUGCUAUCCGCCAGAACUGUGUUCCUAUCAGCCUCUUCCCAUGCGGGUGCAGAUCCUCUGGGGUCCCCCUCGGCCCCGGCUGAAAAGGACCCCCCAGACGGGGAACACUUCGGUUCCUUCUCCACCGACAUGUCCUCCAGGAGGACGUACAGGAAAAUCAGCCCGUACGUCCAGGAUCUCCGGUACCGAGAGGGAGACGAGGAGGACGGGGAUGAAGACUGGGUGAAACGUCGCAAGAGGACGAACACACCGUACUGGUACUUCUUACAGUGCAAGAGGCUGAUCAAAGAGAACAAGCUGCAGCAGGCCUUGGACUUGUUCAGCAGAGACAUGCUGCAGGCGGAGGGUCUGCAGCCGGAGGAGAGCAACUUCACGGUGCUGAUAGGAGGCUGCGGUCGAGCUGGACAGCUGAAGAAGGCCUUCAGACUCUACAACGAUAUGAAGAAGCGCGGCCUCGAGCCCAACGACGCCACCUACACCGCCCUGUUCAACGCCUGCGCCGAGUCUCCGUCCAAACAAGCCGGCAUCCAGCAGGCCGUGGCGUUGGAGCAGGAACUCCGCCGCAACAACUACCCGCUCUGCACCAUCACGUACCACGCCCUCCUCAAGACGCACGCCAUCACCAACCACCUCCAGGCCUGUAUUCACACGCUGCGGGAGAUGCUGCAGAACGGCCACGCUGUGACUCAGAAGACGUUCCACUACCUGCUGAUGGGCUGCUUGAAGGACAAAGAAACUGGAUUCAGGCUGGCUCUACAGGUGUGGCGCCAGAUGCUGAGGUCCGGGAUUGUUCCAGACUCACAGAACUAUAACCUGCUCCUGCGGACUGCCAGGGACUGUGGGAUCGGCGACCCGGCCGUGGCCAGCGGCGUGCUGCUGAGGCCCGACCCGCCGCACAAGGGGGAACGCAAUGACGUCAUGGACCUGGACCUCCUGGAGAAGCAGUUGUUCAUCCAACCUGACCCGCACACCGACAGCCAGCAGCACAGCGGAGGUGGCGAGGAGGCGUCCGACGGCAAAGACUCCGCCCACCUGGUGCCGGUCCCACAAGGAGACGCCGUCUUGCUGCCGGUCGACACGGCCGGCGAUUCCACGGCCCCUAACCUGCUGGACCUGUUUGAGGGUAAGAGGGUGGACGUGGUCUCCCUCGGCGCCGUGGCCGGAGCGUCGGAUAGGCUCGCCCUCAUCGGAGGAGCGGAGGGGUUCCUGGAGAAGUUGGCCGCCGGCCAAAUGUGUCCGGACAUCAGAACCGUGACCCUGCUGGCGGACACGAUGGAGCCGGGACGCCGGUCUCUGGAGACGCUGCUGAAGGUCGCCAAGCAGCACAAAGUGAAGCUGGACGCCGCCUUCUUUAACAGUGUGAUACGCAGAGCAGCCCGAGCUGGAGAUCUGGAGGAGGCAAAGUUCGUGUUGACAGUGAUGCGACAGCGGCACGUCAAGGUGGAUGUGAAGACGUUUGGGUGUCUGGCGUUGGGCUGCGAGCAGCAGCAGGACGGACUGCAGCUGCUGGAGGACAUGGAGGAGGCGGGAUUUCGGCCUACCGUCCAGGUCUUCUCUGCUCUGAUUGGCCGAGCAACUCGAAGAGUGGAUUUUGUUUACCUGAAAACGAUGCUCAAAAGCAUGAGCAGCAUGAAGGUGUGGCCUAAUGAGGUCAUCAUCAGACAGCUGGAGUUCGCCUCACAGUAUCCUCCCAACUAUAACAAGUACAAGACGAGAAACAACUACCUGGUCCAAAUCGAUGGUUUCCGUGGUUACUACCAGCAGUGGCUGAAAGAAAUGCCUGGUCAGGGCGCCGAGGACGAUCAGGCAGAGCAGCAGUCUAAGACCGAAGGGCGGACACCAGGAGCUGCAGAUGGAUCCACAAUGGCCCAGAAGAACCAGAGAGCCGCAGCGAGGAGAUAUAAGCCUCACAGCAAGGAGAAGAAGAGCUCCCCUCCUCUUUAACAGCACGGAGGAUCUUCAUUUCUUCACCUGAUCCUCUGGUGUUCUGUUUACGUUCUGCUGCGUAACUCUGGAUGGACGUCAGAUGAGCGGUGAAGCUCGUGGACCUUCCUUUAGCGGACUUGUGGAAGAUGCAUUUAGAAAUCGUUGUAAUUUGUAUUGCAAUUAAAGUUCAUGUUUGAAACAUAAAUCUCA
Pseudoliparis swirei is the source of this 2406-nucleotide messenger RNA. RefSeq names its product pentatricopeptide repeat domain 1 (gene ptcd1). The coding region runs from base 91 to 2214 and encodes 707 amino acids. Gene Ontology annotation, biological process: tRNA 3'-end processing. NCBI's taxonomy places the organism in Eukaryota, Metazoa, Chordata, Actinopteri, Perciformes, Liparidae. Gene Ontology annotation, cellular component: mitochondrial matrix. Gene Ontology annotation, molecular function: protein binding; tRNA binding. The record is from RefSeq and is a predicted model, not a curated record. The transcript is spliced from 8 exons.